Molecule: messenger RNA, 1321 nt
Organism: Daphnia pulicaria
Lineage: Eukaryota; Metazoa; Arthropoda; Branchiopoda; Diplostraca; Daphniidae
Product: PRELI domain-containing protein 2-like
Exons: 4
Coding region: 180-713 (177 amino acids)
Biological process (GO): phospholipid transport
Cellular component (GO): mitochondrial intermembrane space
Molecular function (GO): phosphatidic acid transfer activity
Source: RefSeq, a predicted model, not a curated record
AUGAUUGCAGCAACACUGGCAACCGCUGGCAACAGACGAAAAAUUCCAAAACAACCACACGGAGGCGGACGUGCGGCUUUUAUGUUGAGUGUCAACUGUCAAAGCAAUCACACUCAAACUGCCAAAGCGAACGGUAUUUAUUUUCUUCAGAUCCGAUUCAGGUUUAUAUAUUCGUGAACAUGGGGAAAUUUACCUUUCAACAUAUUUAUGAAUUCCCCUGGGAACUAGUCACACAUACACAUCUGACAAAAUAUCCAACUGAAAAAGAAAAAAAUAUUGUUGGAACCCAAAUUACCGAUGCAAAAAAAGGGCCUGGAAAUCAAAUUUACUUAAAAAUUGUAGUAACGUGUUUGAAUGUGCUCCCAAGUGUUUUUCGAAAGCUUAAGGUUCUUGAUGUCCCAAAUAUUCUUUAUGAAGAAGAAUGCUGGAUUGACACUAAGAAAAGAUUUGCACAGCUCAAAAGUAGACCAGUAGGCUUCCAGAAUUAUGCGGUAUUGACUGAAAGCUCUACUUUUUCACAAGCUUCUGAGAACCCAAAUUGGACUCUGUUCACACAAGAAGGUGUAAUAGAAAUGAUUGGCUUUGGAAGAAUGAGCUGGCUCAUUGAAGUGUUUGCAACAAAGUUUCUCACAAGAGGUGCAAAGCGCAAUGUUUCCAUAAUGGAAGAACUGAUGAAAGAGAGGCUUGCAGCUUUCAAACUCUUAGCACAGUAAUAUACUCAUUGUUUUGUCUCUGUGAUAUUGAAAAAUGUUUCAGUUGUUGGCAAUUAGUGAAUGAGAUCUAGUCCCGUAGAACAUCGGUGAGUGUUUCCUAAAUAGAUAUCGGUCAAUUCCGUUCGUUAAGGUUUUGUGGAUGCUUUAACUGCCAUUUAUGCGCAAGCGAGUUUGGGUAAUGAUUCGCAAGUCUAAUGUUAGCAAUCAACUCUAACCGGAAGGACAAUUUUGUACCAAUGAGUGGUUCUGUUAAGUGUAGUUCCUUUUUUACCGUUUACGCUGCGAGACGUAACUAUUCACUGUUAAUCUGUUAAGUAGAAAAAUGAAAUGUAUGUUAUUCCUGCGUGUUCCAAGAAAACUAGCGUACAUUGAUCUUGAAGAAAAAAAUAUUAUUGAAACACCUACAAACUUUUUUUAAACAAAACUAACAAGAAAAUUCCAGAAGUUAUUCCCAAUUUUAUUCUUAACAAAAAAUCACAGAUCUAUAGUCGGCCGACUUUUAAAUUUCCUUGAUGCCCUUUCACUAGGUCUGAUGUUCAUAUGAUUACCAAACAAUGUAAAAGUCCACCUGCUAAUGUUGAACGUGAAUACACUGUCUCUCUUGGGAA